This is a messenger RNA of Phaedon cochleariae (mustard beetle), 1131 nucleotides long. The record is from the annotation of a GenBank genome assembly. Lineage: Eukaryota; Metazoa; Arthropoda; Insecta; Coleoptera; Chrysomelidae.
CGGGUGAUUACAUUUUCAAUAUCAUCUCCUAGAUGGCGCGGUAUGUCUAUUUCCUUCGCGGUCGGUAUGCAAGUUUCCUGAAUUAACUCUUUUGAAACAUGGCAGUUCCAUGUGCACGUUGACGAUAAUCGAAUUUUCGUGAUCGUGUGUAAAUUUCCCAAAAAGUCGUUGCGAUAGAGUUAUUGUGAUUGAAAAUGAAGUUGAACGUUUCGUAUCCAGCCACCGGCUGCCAAAAACUGUUCGAAGUAGUCGACGAACAUAAGAUCAGGAUCUUCUAUGAAAAACGCAUGGGCCAGGAAGUGGAGGCCGACCUUCUGGGCGACGAAUGGAAGGGCUACAUCCUGAAAAUCGCUGGCGGAAACGACAAGCAAGGCUUCCCCAUGAAGCAGGGAGUCCUCACCAACUCCCGAGUCCGACUUUUGCUCUCCAAAGGCCACUCUUGCUACAGACCCAGACGUACGGGAGAAAGGAAACGUAAGUCGGUCAGAGGUUGCAUUGUGGAUGGCAACCUCAGCGUUCUGGCUUUGGUGAUCGUUCGCAAGGGUGAGCAGGAGAUCCCUGACCUCACGGAUAAAACCGUGCCCCGCAGACUGGGGCCCAAACGGGCCUCCCGUAUCCGCAAGCUCUUCAACUUGACAAAAGAGGAUGACGUUCGCCAGUAUGUGGUGAAGCGUCCUUUGGAGCCCAAGGAGGGUAAGGAGAGCAAGAAGCAGAGGUUCAAGGCCCCCAAAAUCCAGCGGCUGAUCACUCCUAGUGUGCUUCAGCGCAAGCGCCAUCGUUUGGCACUGAAGAAGAGGCGUUGUCUGAAACGCAAGGAGCAGGGAGAUGCUUAUGCUAAGCUGUUGGCCCAGCGCAAGAAGGAGUCCAAGGCUAGGAGGGAAUUGGUCAAGAGGCGUAGGUCUGCUAGUAUGAGGGACAGCAAGUCCAGCAAUCAGAGUGGGCAGAAGUAAAUUGUAUUUUUUAUAUGUAAGGACAAUGAGAAAUAAACGUUGUUGCUGACAAUUUGGUUUUUCCUUACACAGCUUUUCAUGCAAAGUUUUGACAAAGACUAAUGAUUGACCAUUUAUAUUUCUGAAAUGAUAAUAAAAAUUCUAAUGAUGUAAUACUUUAUUGAUCAUAUGUAAAUGUAAA